Molecule: messenger RNA, 2941 nt
Organism: Amoebophrya sp. A25
Lineage: Eukaryota; Dinophyceae; Syndiniales; Amoebophryaceae
Source: the annotation of a GenBank genome assembly
GUAAGGCAGUUUUCUUCUCAAAUGUCUUUUCUUCCAAUAGGACAAAAGGCUAAGUAAGAGAGGCAGUGUGUGAGAGGUUAUAACAUUGGGAUCUUUAGCUUCGAGGUGUCUGCAACUCAUCUUCUUGGAAAAAUAAGAUGUCAGCUGUGUUAGAAGCAUCUCCGGACGCAUCCACAGUUUCUGCUUUGCUCGACGACGUCUUCAGCAAGGAUGAGCUGCAAUCAUCUAUCAGCGCACAGAAAGCAGCGCCAAACGAGGAGGACACGGCGGCAAGUGAGAGCCUCACAGAACUAAUCUAUCGUCUACCCCGUCCUCUGAAGCGUGGCGAGGUUAUGCUCGAGAAGUCGUCUCCGGUUGUAGUGUCGCCGAUUCAACCAUGGAAAUUGGUUUUCAACGACGACGACGCACUAUCAUCUGCCGAGAAGAAAGGCUGGCAGAAAGCUGCUACGCAGGUUCUGUGCAAAGGGCGCAAACGUGAUCUGCACAUGCCUGAACUUGGUGGGUCCGCGAAUGCUGGCUCGAUUCACCCGACCGAAAGGCGCCGUGAUCCCCGUGCUUUCAGUCAGGCGCUCGCGAAUCUUACUGCAGCAGCUGGGCUAAAGAAUCAGGUACUUUUUCUUAGUUGUAAGAAAAGUUCAGACACAACACAAAGUCGAGCGUUGACUUUCGAUAACGCCAAGGCAUCUAUGCAUAUUUAUAUCAGUCUCCUGCAACUCCAACUGCUGCCAUCUAGAUAGUUUAGCACUCUUUUCAGAGAUCCAAACUCUAUCAACUUCUCCCAUCAUAUCACUCCUUAUUCAUCAAGUAUACUCUUCAGGUUCCACAACUGCGACACCAAGAAAAGCGAACUCAUGCUAGCAAUCGUAGUCGCGUUGCGUCGUGCCGAUAUUUCAAUAUGCAGCCACAAGCAAUCUUGAAGCGGCAGGCAUGGCAAGCCGCAGAGAAAAGACGCCAAUGCCACGUGGAUUUGUCUGAGCACAGUGGGUUUUGCGGCGAAGCAGAUAUUCUUCGCAGGUCUCAGAGUCCUGCCCUGAGGCAGCGCGGCAGUCCGGUGCAUAACUGCAGCUCGCCGGUUGCCGAUAAUCUAGUGGUGUGCGGCGAAGACAAUUUGAACGAGGAUCACUUGUUCCGUCCUGAGCUUUUCAAGCAGCCGCAUGACGAGCAGGAAACUCUAUCCACGCUGGUAGGCCAGCUUUGUCGUGACGAUCUGGAAGGCAAAACGACUCCGAGAACCGGCGCGUCGUCCGGCAGCGAAGGUGCGUUUUGAUAUUAGACCUUUCAUUCUUGAACCCUUCUGUUACCUUCCGAUGUAGAUUUUCUAGCUCAAGUAAUACAAGUAAAUCGCGCUUUCCUUGUAUUUACCGAUGUGCAUUCUUGUGGUCAUUAUAGACAUUUCUGCGCCUCUUAUAAUUCUCCAGGGAGGCUCCCAAUCAAACAUCUCCUUCAACAACACAGCAGACCCAUCCCAACCUAGAACUCCAAAAAUUUACAACAGCUUUGAUUUGAGAAGUCGCACAUUACCCAAUCCUUUGAUAGGUGCCCUUUCUUACAUCUCACAGAUAUGUUUUUCGGUCCUCAUAUGGCAAUACGAGAACAGUAUCUCCUCGAAUUGGCUCCUCUCACACACUCGCCGACUUUGCUUACCCCAACCUCCAGGAUCCGCAGAUGCCGGUCUCCCACCAUCAUGCAAAAAAAGCGAAAUUCUGGAAAUAGCUUCAGUCCUAUCCGAAAAUUCAUCGGCUACGAUGGUUGCGCGACCAGAGUUUCAGGAUAAACUGGUCCCGUUCGAUGAUGAGUGUGGCUGUGUUAUCAUAGGUGAUCUUGCUGAAGAUCCAUACAGAUUUGACCUAGAAUUCAUAGAUAUAGGUUGUACAGAAACAGCUGCCAGAUUUGCACAAGAUAGACAAAAAGCUCGAGACUGUAUAGAUGGCUCUCCAGUACGGAAACAACUUGAACAGAGCGCAAAAAAAUGGGAAACAAGUUCAGCUAUGUGGCGCAAGCGGCGCCAGCGAGCCCGUUGGCAUCAUGACUCUGCUGGGUCUGAAGCUACAUCGGAUGACUUCGCAUCGUUUGGCCCUUUUUUAGCAUGAGUAUCCUAACAUUCGUCACAUUACACACUACACGGCAUUCAUGAGUAUGGACCCUUGGGCACCCAUAUCAAUUCUGACACGCGUGCUGUAUUAGAAUACGCCUUGACACCUCGUCUGCAUACAUUCACGUAAGAAAGGGAUCCCAAGCAUCUUCUUAGCCUCCGCACACAUAAGGAAGCUUUUGCUUAAUUAUUACUAUCAUGCUUUUCAGUUUCGUUCUCUUUCCACGUCAACACUUCUUACUCAACGAUAGCGGUUCUAGUCUCGUGUUCUGUUGUGCAAUAAAACUAGGUCAACUAUGAAUUUACGUAGAUCGAAGUACUUAGAUUUUAGCAAUGCCUCCACAUGUUGUAGGAGGUUUUCUUUUACCAAUCUCGAAGAGAAAGUAGGCGAUAGCCUGUCGGCGGAAGUCUUGUUGUAUAAAUAUUCUAGGUGCUAAGCAAGAUUACAGAUUACCAUGACACUGAAGCUCUCCGUGGUAAGGGAUGAUGGGUAAUUUUGAAAAUAAUUCACAUCAAGAUAGAAGGCUGUGGCUUUUCAGGUAACCCUCUUUGUUAGAAUUGUGCAUAGUCUGCUCUCGAAAUGAUCUGCCAUGGUUAUUCAGUUCUCACAUUGCCAUGUUCUCUGACAUGUUGAGCUCCAUCUCCUACUGCUGUGUGCAAAACGUACCAACUGAACCUCAUAAAAGUUAUCUCCUAUAUUCAGUAGAGAACCCAAAUACAGUCAUUACAUGCAUUCCGUAUCCCGGAUAGCUAUGCCACUGUCUACAGCCAUAAGAGUAGCUCACUCCCGGAACAGAUCAACGAGCCUCCAUCUUCCCUUUCCCCUUGUUAUGACGCAGCAGGCAAGAC